GAUAGAAAGUGCAGCCCCAGCUUAUCUCUGCUAGCCACUUCCUUCAUGAGUGUUUGGCCACUUCCCGCGCAGCCAAUCAAGUGGAGCUGCUUGCCGUAUGCUGACGAUGGCAGGUCUCCUUGUCACAAGCCACAGAAGCAAGAAAUUAGUAUGUCGCCCAUCUAAAAUGAGCCACACAGAAAAGGCGUCCCAGAGGAGUUCGGGAAAAGGCCCUGAUGCACCGCUAACCCAUUCUGCUUUUUCAUGCAUUGAAGAAAGCACAGAGAAUCCUGAAAAUCAGCAUAAAUAUCUUUAAAUGAAAAUAAAAGAAUGCAAAACUGCAAACAAGGUGGUCUCUCCAUGUAUUUGGGACUUGAAAAUGGUCACGUGUCAAGGAUUGCUGUUUUUUCUGUUCCUUGAGACUGCCUCAGCAAGUUCCUGUCCCGACCGUUGUGCUUGUUCACCAUCGGAUCAGAACCCACUGAAAGUGGAUUGCAGCUUCAGAGAACUGGUGACACUUCCCCACCUACCCAGUUCAACACAAGAACUGUACCUACAGGAAAACAACCUGGAAACAAUAGAGUCAGGAGCAUUUGAUAACCUUCAGAUGGUGCAAGUCAUCAAUUUAUCAAGCAAUCCAUGGCACUGUGACUGUGGAAUUCUGUAUCUGAGAAACUGGUUAGAAGACCAAGCUGAAAGCAUGCACACUGGUGGUGUGAACUGCUUUACUCCUCCUUCACUUCACAAAAGACCUAUAUCUGAGUUAAAAAGAAAUGAACUUCCUUCUUGUUCCACACCCCAAAUACUUUGUUCAGAUCUCUUAUUCUUUGAUGCACCAAUCUUCCUUGUAGUAUUUAUUAUUCUCCUCAUUUGUGGUUUCCUAAUAACAAGAAGGACUAAAUUUAAAGUGGAGGUUUGUGAUACCCACACAAACAUCUCAAGAACAUUACCUUCAACUUCUUAUCAGUUGAAAAGAAGAACAAGAAGAGUAUCAAGUAAUCCAUCAUUGCUAGUGACGAUUGUGCCUUAGACUGCCAAACAUGAAGAAAGGCAAACAUAUUAUUUCUGUUGAUCAUUAAAAGUCAAGUUGAAAGCUGAAAACAGUGGCUAUUACUGACUUCUCAUGUUAAGGAAAGGGAACUCAUCAAAGAUGUGCUCUAUGAGCAAAAACGAAAGGUGCAUCUGUAUUGUCAAAUCCAAACAACUUUAUCAAUACAUUUCUUUUUUUAUAGUGCUUUAAUGCUCCUGGUAAAUAUAUCACCAGGAAGCACAAUUACUUCUCCAUUCAAAAAUCAGGCACAUAAAUACAGUAGCAGACUAGAGGAUCACUACAUUGAAUUUGUACGUUCUGUCUGACCUGGUCUUGUAAACACUAUGGCAUCCAUGGGACUGAGUCAACCCACAAGCACAUAUUUCCUUUCAGUCAAACCAAGAACAACUCACCUAGGGAGAAGGGUUUUUAUUUUAUUGUUGUCUCAUGUUUAUAGUGUUUCUUGAAUUGUAUUAUUUUAAAUUAAUAUAAAGAGCAAUGGGUACUGAAUACUUCAUGUGACCCCCAGGGCUCAUAUUACAGUCCUCAAAGUCUUUUAAAAUAUCUGGAAUAAAACAAUCCGGUGCAAAAGGAUAUUUGGUGUGAUAAUGAUCAAUCGCACCCCACAUAAGCAUAUGAAUAUAAUUUACAAAUCGGAUGCAAAUUGCCCUUCCUCCUCUCUCCCAGUUGUUUUAGGGCCCUAAGUAGCUUUCUAUGAAACCGGAAGUUUACUUAAAACAGACCUAGAACAGGCCUGUAGAACCCCCAAAUAAUCUUAAACAGCCCAUAAUGCCCAGUAGAUUUUGAGGGUCAUAAAUGAACUAUUUUUACAAUAAAAAAGCCAACCAGCAUCCAGUAAAUUUCCUUACCUCUGCUGUAAAUAAUUCUUAAAUCUCUUAAUAACAAUUGAGGGCACCUCCAGACAGCGGCAAAAUGCGAGUUUUAAAAAGUGGGGCAAAAAAUCCUGGGACCUGACAGCAAGUCCACACACAGACCUGUCAGUCCAAGGAAAUGCUCCUCUGCUGUUCUCACAUUUUCCUUUUAAGCAAAUCAAGAUGGAGGGAGGACAGAAGACAUCUGGCAGAAGCUUAUAUAUGUGCGCUAGACCUGAGAUGCGCUAGACCUCAUAUGGGCAUAUGCAGAGAUCCAGAUGUAAACACAAGUGGAUUUCUUAUUCUCUCUCUCCACCCAACCAUUAAUUCAAGCUCUGCUGAGUAUUAUAAAGAUCUAAAUAAAGGAAUGGUUGCAGAGAA
Molecule: messenger RNA, 2262 nt
Organism: Anolis carolinensis (green anole)
Lineage: Eukaryota; Metazoa; Chordata; Lepidosauria; Squamata; Anolidae
Product: platelet glycoprotein IX
Exons: 2
Coding region: 296-1009 (237 amino acids)
Molecular function (GO): protein binding
Source: RefSeq, a predicted model, not a curated record